Molecule: messenger RNA, 2983 nt
Organism: Rotaria sordida
Lineage: Eukaryota; Metazoa; Rotifera; Eurotatoria; Philodinida; Philodinidae
Source: the annotation of a GenBank genome assembly
CAAAUUGAUGUGUUUGUUCACCUCUUGCAAACUAUAUCAGAGAGAUACACGUCCCGAGAUGGUAUAAAUGUUUUACAAUUAUUCGUAUAGGUUUUCGUCAAUCUACAAUAAGUUCCCUGAACAGUGAUUUGAAUGUUUGUAACUUUUAUUUUUGUGGGGAUGAUGAAAAUUGACAAAUUGGUGAAUAGUCAUAGCGUAGAUUAGUGUGAUAAAAAGUGAUUGUUCCUAGAAAUUCAAAAUCGUUUCGCUCAUGUGUUGUUGAGUUUAAUCCUCUCGAAGUUUGUAUUGAUUUACGUAUGUUAUGUUGCGAUGAUAUCGAGAUUAGUUGGAAGCACGCCUUAUUCCUGUUCCAAAGCAAGUAAAAGCUUCUAUAUUUCGAAAUGCCAGCUGUGGCCUAGAAAAAAACUUUUAUUGCUUGAAAGAUCUUAUUAGUUUAACGAAUAUCAAUUGAAAAUUCAGCACACAUACACGCCGCAUUUUACACAUUGUAUAAAGCUUAUAUGUCAUCCUGUUCUGCUGCUAUAUUUCCAUAUUGAAGUUCUGUAUAUUUUUUUAGCUCCUGUCUGUUCGCUUCAAUGGACUGCAACAGGAACGACUGUAGCAGGCGUUACGAAUACUGCUGGUACUAAUGCCAACAGCCUCAACACUCCUCGUGAUAUAUUUUUGGAUACAGCCAAUACAUUUGUUGUCGCUGAUACAACAAAUAACAGAAUCCAAAGAUUCGUGAUAGGUACUAACCAGGGUACAACAGUUGCUGGUCAAACAGGUGGAGCCGCAGGAAACGGUGUAACUCAGCUCAGUGGACCUGAAGGUGUUGUUGUCGACGUAAACAACAAUAUCUAUGUGGCAGAUACCGUUAAUAAUCGAGUUCAAGUCUGGACACUUGGAACAACUCAAGGCAGUACAGUUACCGGACCAACAUUAAAUGCUCCGGCUGGUAUUGCAUAUGAUGCUAACUCGAACAGAAUUUUCGUCACUGAUAGAGCCAAUAAUCGAGUGAUACAAUACACACUCUCAACUCCAGUGGUUUCUGCUGUGGUUGCUGGCACUAAUGCAGCUGUUCCCCCUAAUCCAUUGAACGCACCAACUGGUAUCUUUUACGAUGCAUCAUCAAAUAGUCUUAUAAUCGCAAACCGUGAUGCUAAUAAUAUCAUUCAAUGGUUUUUAGCAACCAAUACAUUCUUAGUUCUUGCUGGUGAUCCGGCUGGAACGGCUGGUACUGCCUUGAACAGACUAAGUGCUCCCCGAGGUGUAACACUCGAUUCAAAUAGAAAUAUAGUUGUAGCCGAUACAGGAAAUCAUCGCAUAAUACUGUUUCCAUUUGGUUCACCAACGGAUGGUACCAAGACCGGUAGGAUCAUUGCAGGAACUGGAACUGCUGGCACUGGUAACGACCAACUAAAUAAUCCCUCUGCAGUUGACAUCGACGCACAGGGUAAUUUAUACGUGGCUGACGCAACGAAUCAUCGCAUACAAACAUUCACAUGCAUCCAAAGUUAAGCUUAAUCGAUCUCAAUAAAACUUUGAACAAUAUUUUCUUCAUUUAUCUUUACUCAUGUGUUCAUAUUUUAGAAAGAACUCACUUUUAGUUUUUAUAUCUAUUCACAUAGAAGCCAUAGCUGAUAUGUAUCGUAAUUUUUUUUCGUCAAUUAUCAUUACACUAAUUUUUUUUUUCAUUUCUUAAUAAAAUACAUAUAUUUUGGGGUGUGGGUAAAUUAAUCGAAAAUGGAUCGAUUUAACUCUUGACGAAAAGACAAGUUCAAACUGUUAAUCUCAAAUUUUGUUGUUCAAUAAUUAAUUAAUUCGAAAAUUAAAUAACAAUAGAAUGAUACAUUUGUUUGCUUUGAUUAGAAGUAUUUAAAAAAUGCAAAGUUCAAUUCACCAACGCGUUUCGUGUUAUUUUAUUGAAAUAUAAAUACUUAUAAAGGCUAUAUUACAAAUCCAAGCACAACAAUACACAAUCAUCAAAGAAUACUUAGGAGAAUUCUUUAUAUAAUAUAUGAUUUAGAAAAUUUUCAACAAUGUUAUCAGGACUUUUAGUCGGACCGAUAUAGAGAUAUUAUAUUAUGAAUCAUGAAUUCAACACAAUAUGCAUGUAUUCAAUUAAGUCAUUCUCACAAAAAACCUACGAUAUUGAAAUGACACAAUAGAAGAAUAUUAUAUAUAUUCAACGACAAAACAACAAAAAUUAUACAUAUAUAAGAAAAAACACAUCAAGUUAGAUAAUAAAUACAUAGAUGAAAAUUCAAUAUAGUAAAUGAAUGAAAACUUUACUCGUAUUGAAUUCAUACAAGAGUGAUGUCAUGUAGGAGACACUAUAACUUGAUGAGAUCCAUUAUCAUCAACUCUUUAGUCAUAGCUAAUGUUUCAUUCUAUCAGAAGGUAAGCCAAUAUACCAAGUUUGCUGAUGAAGUAAGACUAUUGACGUAAUCACAGUUUGACAUCUCUCAUUUAAGACAAUCGAACUAGAGAUAUUCAUCACGAUUGGAAACCUGUCAUCACAAUCUAUCACUUGUAUGUAAACAAUUUCUAAGUUAAUUAUUCUCUGUUACUUAUGAAAAAGAAAAUUAGUGCACAAAUGCAUCUAAAUGCUUAUUAUAUUGCAUUUAUUUCUUUUUAGUAAAUUACAAAAAAAAAACUAUUCACUGAUUUGUUCAAUCAACUUAUAUUAUAUGUUUGUUAGUCCUUGUUGUGCAUUUCUAAUGACAAUCAUCUUAUCUAUCUGAGUUAGUGAUAAUCUUUGUCUUCUAUUAUUUAAUAUGAUGUUACUCCAUCUUUGAUGAUAUGGCAGAAAUUGAUAGCAGCUUUCGAGAAAGACAUUUUGAUAAAGAAAAUUUUCAUGAUACAAAAUCAUGUAACCAAAAUUGAAUUGAAUUUUUCUUAACUAUCAAUGAUAAUCAAUCAGUUUAUAGAUAUUAAUUAAUCUAAAUAUCAAAGUAAAUCAUCCUCACACACUGUAGAUUCCUUAAGAAGCAAAAAAAAA